CACUGUGGUCACUACAAACGCUACCGCUAACGGUGACGGAAACUACCCAAGUAUUGACGGUGAUGAAAGUAACCAAUCAUCUAAUACUACUGCCCUGGGCCAAGAAGAAAAUUCAACCUUAUCCGCCAAUGGCACCGCUAGCACAGCAGAGACCCCCGUUGUGCAAUUGAUGCCAGGAGCUUAUCCAGUGCGUGGAAUUGAUGCUACAGACGACGAUGAAGAAUUCUCAGUUCUAUGGAUCAGUGAAAUGCAACACAAUGAGGGACAGCAAAACCCAGAGACUGCCCAAGCACCUGCACUUCGAGCUGUACACUCCUCAUACCUGUUGACUCCCUCCAUGGAAUUAGGUGAGGUCGUUGAUUCCGAUGAGGAGGAGGAUGAUCAAGAAUCUCCUGAACUAAACAACUCGAUGCGCCAAAGCAUGAAUCGAAGCAGCAGACGAGCUUCAAGCCGCCGCCUUGUCAUGGAAGAUUUAGAGGAGGCCUUGGAAGUAAAACCUGUUCCAGGUCCAUCAGAGAAUGGUGGACAUGGCAGUGAUUAUGCAAAGGAAAGGAAGAAAGCCGUGGCUAGUUGGAUCGUUUUGUUGCUCUGUUUUGGUGUGGCAUUUGUGGUCACUAUUGGCCUUGCCACUGGGCUCAGCAACAAGGAAGACUCCACAAUGAAACCUACGGAUGUAGACAACACCAGUAGCAGUAACCCAGGAAGCUCCAUUACUGCAACGCCACCCCCACUGCCCAGCGAAUCAAGCAACACCAGCCCAGGAAAUUCCACCCAGGGUGAAAUGGUUCUUUAUCCUCCCUUUGGUGAAGACCUGGAUGCUGAUGUCCUGAGGCUAAUCAGAGAAGACCCGUCAAGUCCUCAGUACAAGGCCAACGUUUGGAUGAUGGAGGACCCCUACAGAGAGUCUUAUCCACCGUGGAAGCAGCUUCAAAGAUUUUCUCUAGCACUCAGGUACAUUGGCUUUGAUGGAGAUAACUGGUUCCGCAACGACAACUGGAUGAACUAUGACAUAGAUGAAUGUCGAUGGUUCAACAAGAAUCCUGAGAAUGCCACAUACCCAGUCUGUGAUGACGAUGAUGGCCACUUGUUGGUCCUCAAUCUUACGGCCAACAACUUGAAUGGCACUUCCCCACAAGGAAUUCAUGUCCCCAGCUUGAGAAUGCUUGAUUUGUCUCACAAUGGCAUCCAUGGGCCUCAGGCCGUAGCCAAUGGCGGAGGUGAUAUGGAGGUGUACAUAUUGUCCAAUAACAGCAUGACUGGUGCUUCGAGGACCAAAGCUGGUGCUCAAUUUUCAAAAUUGCGGGUUCUGAAAAUGGACGGCAAUAACUUCAACUUUGACCUGAAACUUCCGGGGAGCAUAUUCCCAGCUCUUGAAGUUCUGAACCUGACUGGAAAUAGCUUUGGGCCUACAAUUCACCCGCUUUUUGGACAGAAUACAAAUCUCAGGUACUUGGGUCUUGGCCACAACUUCUUUGGUGGCACUCUUCCAACAGAGUUAGGACUUCUUACGGCUUUGGAAGAACUUGAUCUUUCUGGGAAUGUUGGUCUUACUGGGUUGGUUCCGGAAAGCUUUGGUUCCUUGGUCAACCUGACAAAGGUUUGACAUUUCCAGGACCAUGUUGUCAGGAGAUGUCCCCGUGGAUUUCUGCAGGGAUGGCCUGGAAGUGCUGGCCAAUUGCAGCAUGGUACAUCGUACAAUGUUGUUGAGGCAUCCCUCUUCUGCAUGUUGAACAUUUGUGGAAGUGGUCUAGAUGUUCACCAGUUCGGUUUAGAUACCGAAUCCGGUAGCAGGGAUAGAGUAAUAAUAGCCUACAGGAAGUUGUCACGCUCUCCCUUGGAGACAAGAAUCUUUGAGUUAUAGUCUAAUCCACCAGACCACAACUAGGAUUGGGCCUUUUUUACAGUUUGAAGAUCUCCUUUUAGCGAGCUCGUUUCGUUUCGUUUCGUUUCGUUUCGUAUUGUCUCAUUUCGUUUCGUCUACUAGCUAGUCUAGGUGCUCACAAUAGUCCCAAUGGCAGCGUCAACCUUUUUGAGAGUCUCCGGAUCCAUCUUUUCGACCCAAUCAGAUGGCAGAGAGUCCGAUUUCUCGUUGGCAGCAAGAGCCGCAAACACGGCACCAAUAAAGACGGAUCGACUGCACGUAUCUCCCGAAGCAAGAAUAUUCUCUCGAAGCGCCGAAGCAAAUAGUGUCGUGCUGGCAGCAGCAUUGGACGCCGAUUUGUAAAACAAGGCAAUGGGUCCAAUAAAGGAUCCUGGCAAGGCACAACUGCGACCUGCCAAAUCGUAAAAAUUGGAAUCCUCAUUGCCCUUCAUUUUUUGAUGGGAGACCUCCAACAAGAUUUCGUCCAGUGUUGAUUUUUCCUUACCCAGUGUCUUGGCAUUUUGAAAGGCUUCCAUCAAAGCUUCCUGGGCGUCAUUGGGGACGUUUGCGUUUGCCAAAUCGUCCUUGAUAUUUUGCUGACACGUUUCCAAAGCUUCUUCCAACGGAGCACCCAAAAUGACAGCUUCCAAGAUGCGAGCGGCGGCAAUGCCAAAGGCAACGGCUUUUUGAUUGUUUUGGUGGACGCGAACGGCUUGGCUGAGGCGGUCCACAAGAUCCGGCUUUCCGUGGUAUCGCGCCACCACUGGGACCACCUUCAUGUAAAUGUGGGCUUGGUCGUCGUCGGCGCCACACUCGGGAAAUUUCUUGUCGGCUUUUAUAUUGUCGAUAAAGGUGGUCAAUGCGUGAUCCGGUCUUCCUCCAAACGUAGUGGCCCAUUGGAACAUUUCCUGGCUCAUCGCGUCGCCUGUAAGGUCCAUUGUAGAAGCAACAUGCUCCGUCACAAAGAGCAACUGCUCCCCAUACGGACUCAACAUGCCGUUCUGGUAAUGACCAGGGAAAUCGGUAGCCGAAUAAUACUUGGGAGAAGGAGGGUCGCGAAACUCGGGAGUCUCCACGCUGGUAACCGUCUUUAGCAUCUCGGCAGGAUCGUAGAUCCAAUGCGUCCCCAUGGACGCCGCGUCGGCUACAAAGGCGCCGCGAAGUGCCGCCGUUACGCGGUUUUGGAUUAGUAGAGAAGUCAUGGUGGUGGAGUUACGAUAGUUGAUUGAUUGUGGAUGGAAUGUUAUUGUGUUGGUUUGGGUUCUCUAGACCACUAGUACCUGACAAAUGAGGAGACAAGAGACAAGGGAUCUUCUUAGAAAGAUUUGCUUCCUGUGCUUCCUUCUCGUGCAAUCUUUAUUCGCUCCGAGCUUGCAUGGGCUUCUUUCAGAGGACGGGAAACUGCACGUCUCGAAUGUGUGAAUCUUGUUAUGCCAAAGAUCCAGCGGCCCACCACAGACCAUGUCAAAAGAUCCA
This is a messenger RNA of Seminavis robusta, 3337 nucleotides long. Lineage: Eukaryota; Bacillariophyta; Bacillariophyceae; Naviculales; Naviculaceae. The record is from the annotation of a GenBank genome assembly.